UCUUUUACUGCUUUUUUCUUCUUGUCUCUACAUUGAAUAAAAACAUCUUCUACGAGCUAAAUAACUGAAACAGUGGAUCAAAAUGCUACAGUUUCUUCUUUUCCUCCUGCCCGGUGUUCUCAGUGAUGAGUGGAAUGUGAAUUAUCCUUCUCAGAUCUGUGCUGCAAGAGGAUCCAAUGUCACUAUUGCCUGCACAUUUACAUUUCCAGGAAAUGACCCAGACGCAGUAAAGCAAGUGCUGUGGUGUUCAAUGAACUCAAACUUUAACAAGUGUGAGUCUGGACCAUAUGUCUUUGACAGUGAAGCCAAGAAUAAUUCAGUUAGUUUUCAAUACAUUGGAAAUAAAGCUUCAGAUUGUUCUCUUUUGAUUAAUGAUAUUAAGCUCACAGAAUCUAGAGAAUAUAAGUUCAGAUUUAUUACUAGUCUUCCAAAUGGCAAGUGGACAGGUGAUCCCGGAGUGAACAUUUCAGUAUCUGAGUUAAAAGUCUCCAUGUCCAGGUCAAGAAUUAAUGGAAGCACAAUAACUGGAGACUCUGUGAAUUUGACUUGUUCACUGGACUGUCCUAAUGAUUUAUCAGAGGUUCAGUGGUUUAAGAAUGGUGAACUGAUGAAACAAACAAACCCAAUCCUCAUCUUCAACAACAUCACUGCUGAAGACUCUGGAAAAUACUCUUGUUCUUUGACGAACUUUACAAACACUUUAUCUGGAGGAUUUAGCAUGUACAUUGAAGAUGUUUCUGAGUUCUCAACUCUUCUGAUUAUUGUUGUGUCUUCAGUCUUGCUUGUGUUCACCAUUAUUGCAGCUGUGUUUCUUAUAAGAAGAAGCAAAGCAGAAACUCAAAAAAACCUAAAGGAAGUAGGAGAAGGAACCAGAGUUUCGGAUGACAACAUCUGUCAAGCAACUGAAGCAGUGGAUGAAUCAAAGGUAGAUGAAGUGCUGUAUACGUGUGUCACCGUUAAACCCAAAGAAAUCGACGUUAAAUCCCAAAAACAAAUAUCUGCCAACACAGAGGAGCAGAAUGAAUCCAUUUACAGCGCAGUGAAGACUGCUUGAUGUGAUAAGAGUGUGUGUGCAUGUGUGCAUGUGUGUGUGUGCGUGUGUGUGUGUGUGUAAAAGAAAUACAAACAUGUCCUUCAAAGAUAGGAAACCUGACAUCAUCAACACCUCUCUCAGUGUCAGUCUUGUUUUGCUAUAUUUGAAGCAACUAAUAAAGAAGAAAAGUGACAAUAGAAAGCAACGCAUUCAUGGAAACUUCCUAGCAAGACAGAUAAAAACUUCUUUAAAAAACAGAGGAAGCAUAUGACUAUGUAUAGUUUUUUUUUUCUUGUACAAACA
This is a messenger RNA of Danio rerio (zebrafish), 1336 nucleotides long. Lineage: Eukaryota; Metazoa; Chordata; Actinopteri; Cypriniformes; Danionidae. The record is from RefSeq and is a predicted model, not a curated record.